AUGGACUUGUUUCGUAUGCUCGGAGGCGGUGCUCGCUUUGACAAGAAGCGCUUCAAGGACGAUAUCGAGGUCUUCCAACCCAAGGCAGCUUCUACUGGCCUGAAUGCUGACGCCGAGGCUUCCCUUACUACGGAGCUCGACUUUUUCAAGAACAAGAAGCCUGCCGCGAAGAAGGCACCUGUCGCCAAGAAGCCCGUCAAGAAGGCUAAGAGCGACGGCGAGAGCGGAAGCGACGACGACGAUGAGGAUGACAGUGGCGAGAGCAGUGGCGAGGAUCAGACACACGAGGGCGAUGACGAAUCACAGGACGAGGAUAGCGACGAGGAAGACUCAGAGGAAGACGAACAGGAGGAUGAUGAGGAGUCGAUUGGAUUCGACAGCACCGAGCAGCUUUCAUUGUUCCGCAGCCACUUGAAGAUCAAGGUCUACGGAACCGAUAUCCCAAAUCCCUUUAGAUCCUUCAAUGGACUCGCUAAACAAUACAAAUUGGAGCCUUACCUUGAGCGCAACAUCCUCGCCUCUGGAUUCAAGAAGCCUACACCCAUUCAGAUGCAGGCUAUUCCUAUUAUUCUUCACGGACGUGAUGUGAUGGCUAUGGCGCCCACUGGUUCAGGAAAGACAAUGGCGUUCGUUUUGCCUAUCUUGCAUGAUCUCAAGGGACCCGAGAAGGUCGGAUACAGAGCUGUCAUCAUCUCCCCCACCCGUGAAUUGGCUACUCAGAUUUUCAACCAAAUCAAGAAAUUGAGCGUCGGAAGAAAGUUCAAGAUCUGCAUGUUGACCAAGGCUACGGCUGCCACUCAGGGACAGGCGCCUCACCUUCGCCAGAAAUACGAUAUCCUCAUCAGUACGCCCCUUCGACUCGUUCACGCCAUCCAGCAGGAGAAGAUGGAACUUGGACACGUGCGCCACUUGAUUCUGGAUGAGGCUGAUAAGUUGCUGGAACAAGGAUUCUUGGAACAGACGGACGAGAUUUUCGCAGCAUGUUCGCACCCCUCCCUCCAAAAGUCACUCUUCAGUGCCACGCUCCCCUCAGGAGUCGAGGCUCUCGCCAGUACAUUUAUGAGAUCGCCCAUCAGGAUUGUCAUCGGAUCCAAGAACGCCGCCACAGAGACCAUCAACCAAAAGCUUGUGUACUGUGGAUCUGAAGAAGGCAAACUCAUUGCUAUCCGCCAACUUAUCCAGGGCGGCCUCAAGCCCCCAGUGCUGAUCUUUGUACAGAGUAUCGAACGUGCCAAGGAAUUGUUCCACGAGCUGAUCUACGACGGUAUCCAUGUCGACGUUAUCCAUUCCGAGCGCACAAAAGCCCAGCGUGACAAGAUUGUCGAGAGUUUCCGCCAGGGUAAGGUGUGGGUUCUGAUUGCCACUGAGCUGAUGGCCCGUGGUGUGGAUUUCAAGGGCGUGAACCUGGUCAUCAACUACGAUUUCCCUCAGACGGUCCAGUCGUAUAUCCAUCGUAUCGGUCGUACCGGUCGUGCUGGUCGUUCUGGAGAGGCCAUGACCUACUUUACGAACGAGGAUCAGAUCUAUCUUAAGAGCAUUGUCAAUGUCAUGCGGGAAUCUGGAUGCGAAGUUGCCGACUGGAUGUUGGCCAUGAAAAAGCCAAGCAAAAACGAGAAGAAGAACUUGAGAAAGAUGCCAUUGGGACGCAGCACAAUCAACACAAUGUCGACAUACGACAAGAAGAAGAUUGCACACAAGCGGGAUAUCAUUGCCAACAGCAAGAAAAGGAAGGCAAGCGGAGGUGCUCCAGCACUUGUCAAUGGCGCCGAGAAGAGGAAGAAGGCUGCUGCUCCCGCCGAGUCUUCUUAG
Molecule: messenger RNA, 1809 nt
Organism: Linnemannia hyalina
Lineage: Eukaryota; Fungi; Mortierellomycota; Mortierellomycetes; Mortierellales; Mortierellaceae
Source: the annotation of a GenBank genome assembly